Messenger RNA from Sporothrix brasiliensis 5110, 1815 nucleotides. RefSeq names its product stress-induced-phosphoprotein 1. Bases 1 to 1815 code for a protein of 604 amino acids. The transcript has a single exon. Gene Ontology annotation, molecular function: Hsp90 protein binding. The record is from RefSeq and is a predicted model, not a curated record. Lineage: Eukaryota; Fungi; Ascomycota; Sordariomycetes; Ophiostomatales; Ophiostomataceae.
AUGGCCACCUCCGACGAGCUCAAGGCGCUCGGCAACAAGGCCAUUGCCGCCAAGAACUUUGACGAGGCCGUCGAGCACUUCACCGCCGCCAUCGCCAUCGACCCCGAGAACCACAUUCUCUAUUCCAACCGCUCGGCGGCCUACGCCUCCAAGCGCGACUGGGACCAUGCCUUUGCCGACGCCGAGAAGACCACGCAGCUCAAGCCCGACUGGCCCAAGGGCUGGGGCCGCCUGGGCAGUGCGCUCUACGGCAAGCGCGAUCUUGUCCGCGCCUACGAGGCCUACCAGGAGGGCCUCAAGCUCGACCCCAACAACAAGGGCAUGAAGACCGACCUCGACAACGUCGAGCGCGCCAUGGACGCCGAGCUGCGCGACGGCGGCCGGGCCGGCGACGGCAGCAGCUUCCCGCCAUCCAAUGCAGCCGACGAGAUGGGCGGCAUGUUCAAGGACCCGGCGCUGCUCGGCAAGCUGGCCGCCAACCCCAAGACCGCCGCCUACCUGCGCGACCCGACCUUUAUGCAGCGCCUGCAGGCCAUCCAGGCGAACCCGAGCAACGUGCAAGACAUCUUCAGCGACCCGCGCAUGAUUGAGGUCAUGGGCGUCGCCAUGGGCCUGGACCUUAGCAUGGCCGGCAUGCCGGGUGCCGCGGGCGGUCCGGAGGCCGCCGACGCCCCGACGGCCAGUGCUGGUGCUGCUGCUGGUGCUGCUGCGGCGGCUGCCUCUUCCACCGCUCCAAAGGCAGAGGAAAAGGUCGAGGGGGUCGUCGAGGAGCCCGAGGCGCCCGAGGAGGAGGACGAGGAGGCCAAGGCCAAGCGCGCGGCCAAGGAGGAGGCCGACAAGGAAAAGGCGCUGGGCACCGCCAGCUACAAGAAGCGCGACUUUGACGACGCCAUUGCCCACUACCAAAAGGCGUGGGAGCUGCACAAGGACAUUGUGUACCUCAACAACCUGGGCGCCGCGCAGUUCGAAAAGGGCGACUACGAGGCCGCCAUUGCCGCCUGCACCCAGGCCGUCGAGGAGGGCCGCGCGCUGCUGGCCGACUGGAAGACCAUGGCCAAGUCGUACGCGCGCAUCGGCACCGCGCACGAGCGCCUGGGCCAGCUCGACCAGGCGAUCGACAACUACAACAAGUCGCUGCGCGAGCAGCGCACGCCCGACGUCGUCGCCAAGCUGCGCGCGGCCGAGCGCCGCCGCAUCGACGAGGCCAAGCAGGCGUACAUUGACCCGGCCAAGGCCGAGGCGGCCCGCGAGGAGGGCAACCGCAAGUUCAAGGAGACGGACUGGCCGGGCGCCGUGCAGUGCUACACCGAGAUGAUCCGGCGCGCGCCCACCGACCCGCGCGGCUACAGCAACCGCGCCGCCGCCUACGCCAAGCUGCUCGAGCUGCCGUCCGCCCUCGACGACUGCGACGCCGCCAUCAAGCACGACCCCACCUUUGUCCGCGCCUACAUCCGCAAGGCCCAGACCUACUUUGGCAUGCGCAAGUACUCGGACUGCGUCGACGCCUGCGCCGAGGCCGACCGCGUCGACAAGGAGUUCCACAACGGCGCCAACGCCCGCGAGAUUGACCAGCAGCAGCAAAAGGCCCUGGCCGCCAUGUACAGCGCCCGCGACAACGAGACCGAGGAGCAGACCCGCGAGCGCAUCGCCAACGACCCGGACAUUAUGGGCAUCAUGCAGGACCCCGUCAUGCAGGCCAUCCUGCAGCAGGCUCAGGGCGACCCGGCCGCCCUCAACGAGCACAUGCGCAACCCCAGCGUGCGCACCAAGAUCCAGAAGCUGAUUGCCGCCGGCGUCAUCCGCGUGGGCCGGUAG